AUGAGGACAAUCGUGCUGUGUUUUUUCCUAACGUCGCAAGUAUGCAGCGGCCACAAAUUUCCACCUUGGUUCAAAUUUGGCGCAGCGACCUCCUCCUACCAAAUUGAGGGAGCUUGGAAUGUCAGUGAUAAAACUCAGCACAUUUGGGAUACGUACUGUCAUUCAUCGGGGAACAAGUGCUCGAAUGUGAACGCUGAUGAAGGAGCGAAUUCUUAUUACCAGUGGCGAGAUGAUAUACAGGCGGCAGCAGAUUUGGGGCUUGAUUAUUACAGAUUUUCAAUAUCUUGGACGAGAAUUCUUCCAACAGGAUUUCCCAAUAAAAUAAGCGACGAUGGAGUGCGAUAUUACAAUGAUCUCAUCAAUGGUCUGCUCGAAAAAGGAAUCGAACCCGUUGUCACGAUCUACCAUUGGGAGCUGCCGCAAAGCUUACAGGAUCUCGGCGGAUGGACAAACGAACUAAUUAGAACGUGGUUCGCGGACUACGCGCGUGUUUUAUUCUCGUUAUUCGCGGACCGAGUGAAAAUCUGGCUGACUAUUAACGAACCGUUGAUUAUGUGCGCGGCUGCGUACAGCGAGCAUACUGCAAUGGCCCCGGGGGUGAGGGACCCGAAUUAUGGCGCGUUCCUUUGCGCCAAGAACACAAUUAUGGCUCAUGCGCACGCUUGGAGGAUCUACGAUGAGCUGUAUAAGCCGAAAUAUCAUGGGAAAGUCAGUUUGGCUAGCCAAAUAUUCUGGAUGGAGGGAAUAAAUGACGAGGUACAGCAAUUAACGGAGCUCGCGUUUAAAUUAAACGUUAUGUACAUAUACCCCAUCUUCUCUAAAAGAGGUGGCUGGCCAGUGGAAAUAGAAGAAAUCUUCGUGGAACUAAGUAAAAAAGAAGGUUACAGCUCUUCCAGAUUACCACCAUUUACAGACGAAGAGAGGGAGUUUGUUAAAGGCACGUAUGACUAUUUCGGUCUGAACUACUACACGAGUCGUUUAGUAAGACCGACGUUCGACGGGGAAAAGACCUAUUGGCCUUUUAGAGGGAGCCCAGAUCUAGGAGCCGCCCUGGUCCCAGAUGCCUCUUGGAGAGUUUCUGACAAUGUACCUUGGCUUUAUGAAUACCCCAAGGGGCUACGUCAUAUUAUGGAGUGGAUAAAAAAGGAGUUUGGUGAUAUCGAAAUCAUAAUCACAGAGGUCGGAUACGGGGAUUCAGGGAAGGAACCUGACCACAAGAGGAUACGGUAUCACAAGGAGCACUUGGAACAGGUGCAUCUAGCAAUACAAGAGGGUAUUCGGGUUACAGGGUAUAUAGCCUGGAGCCUUAUAGAUACUUUUGAGUGGGAAGCCGGGUAUACCGUGAAAUUCGGCCUUUACAAGGUGGACUAUAACGAUCCUUCCAAAAAGCGCAAACUACGCGCAUCCGGCCUAUACUACGCUGACGUCAUAAAGUCUAGAGACUUCGAUAUUAAACAUAAAUACAUAAGUGAUGAACUGUAA
Leptosia nina is the source of this 1482-nucleotide messenger RNA. NCBI's taxonomy places the organism in Eukaryota, Metazoa, Arthropoda, Insecta, Lepidoptera, Pieridae. The record is from the annotation of a GenBank genome assembly.